Messenger RNA from Symbiodinium natans, 363 nucleotides. The record is from the annotation of a GenBank genome assembly. Lineage: Eukaryota; Dinophyceae; Suessiales; Symbiodiniaceae.
AUGAAGCUGCUUUUCAAUGCUGGGCUGUGGCUUACGAAGAGGCAGAGGGACGCUGCUAUCAAGUUCCUGGGCGGUGCUUUGCAAAAGUACGAAGCCUGCGCACAGUUUGCCUUUGACACGGAUCUCUGCACGUGGAAGAUCCAACCUAAAUUUCACUUGGCUGGCGAGGUGUUAUAUGCUUUCCGCGUCAACAAGUUGAAUCGGCAGGCAACCAUAAACCCGGUGUCAUACGCAACCCAGUUAGAUGAAGACUUCGUGGGGCGUGUGAGUACCAUUUCGAGAUAUGUAGCGUCGCGGACGUUGCAUGAGCGCACGAUCCGAAAGUACUUGUUGGCCUUGAAAUCCAUGUGGGAGUCGGAGUGA